UUCAGGAAUGUUUCCGGGGUGCCCRUGCCGGUGAGCACACACGGCAGAGCUCUGCCCACAUCCCUUGAACGCAGUGACAUCAAAGGCACAGCCCUGCCUGCAGCCGGGGGGGACCCACAAUGCAGCUGGGACGGCCGUGCAGCAGCUCCAGGGCCGCUGGCACCGCUCCGCAUCAUCGGAGCCCCUCCAUUGUCAGCGCCGCAUGGGGACGCGGGGACAGCUCGGGCUGUAGGGGCUGUCCCCGAGGCGGGGGUGACAGGCGGGGGUGCGGKGACAGCGGAGCCCGGAGCGGGGGGAGAUGAGCGCGCAGGAUGAGCCCUUCCCGGCGGCGACAGCGGCGACAGCAGCGACAGCCCCCGAGCCCGCGGCCACCGCCCCCGACGAGGGCAUGACCUGGUGGUACAGGUGGCUCUGCAGGAUYGCCGGGGUCAUCGGCGGCGUGUCCUGUGCCUUAGCUGGUCUCUGGAACUGCGUCACCAUCAACCCCCUGAACAUCGCAGCCGGCGUGUGGAUGAUGCUCAACGCCUUCAUCCUGAUCCUGUGCGAGGCCCCUUUCUGCUGCCAGUUCAUCGAGUUCGCCAACGCCGUGUCCGCCCGCGCCGACCGCCUGCGCUCCUGGCAGAAAGCGGCKUUCUACUGCGGGAUGGCCGUGUUCCCCGUCAUUCUCAGCCUGACGCUGACCACGCUCUUCGGCAACGCCAUCGCCUUCGCCACCGGGGUGCUCUACGGGCUGUCAGCCCUUGGCAAGAAGGGAGAUGCCAUCUCCUACGCCCGCAUCCACCAGCAGCAGAAGCAGAUGGAUGAGGAGAAGCUCACGGGGACCCUGGAGGGACAGGAUCUCUGAAGGACACGAGCCUGGGGUCGCCUCUGCUGGACACUGAGAUGGUGAAGGCGUGGAAACCCACUGUGCCCUUCCCUCUGUCCACUCCACGAUUUCCCUGGACACUGCAGCACCUGGACACCUCAGGGGCUGGGGCAGGCUGUGUCCUCUCCUCACACCAGCAGCCACACCUCAGCACGUCGCUCCCCCUCUCCUCCUCGACCCUCAACCAAAUAUCUCACUGUGCCCCUCUUUUUUAAAUCUAUUUUUCCUUYUUGCUGCAGAGGUGCUGGCUCUCUGAGUGCUGCUUUCCCAGCCUGAACAGCCUUUUUUUUUGGGGAGCACCCUUUGGGAGUGGCCCUUCCCAGGUACAACACCCAACCCUGGGUUUGUAAAACCCCCUGGUGCUUCAGCUCGGUCUUCUCCUGCUGUUUUAAUUCUGGGACUGGGGGCAUCACUGCACAGGAAAGGAUUUCCAGAAAAAAAAAAACCCAUAAAGAUGAAAUCCAUCUGUGCAGGGAGCUGCCAGAGCUGCUGGGCACAUCCUGGGACUGACACAGCACAGCCCCUGCUUCCUCUGGAUACAGCUGCAGGCAUUAUUGCCAUUUACUUGAAUUAUGAAAAUUAAUUACUUUGUCUUAAUAGGGGCACUUUCCUUAAGCUUCACUCUUUUACUGGGGCAGAAGGGGAGCAAGGUUUGCUGUACCUCAGCUGAAAAGGGUGYUGUCUGUUGAGCCAAGAGGGAUUUUUUGCUGGUGUGAGGGUCGCUGAUGUGCAAGAGCAUUUCUCUUUCAUGAGCCUGGGACUCUGCUCUGUUACCUCCUUGAAUCCCUCUGUGAAGGGACCUGCUCUUUGCUUGGGAUUGUGGUUUUUUGCAUCAAUCCUGAGCUAGUUUUGCAUGGGAAGGUGGCACAUCCUUCCUGUGCAAGCAGARAAGAGGCUGCACCAUUUUGGUGUGGACAGCUGGGAUGUUUUGCUUUAUUAUUCCAGGCUCUCUCUGUGGUUUUCACAUUGUAUUUUCUGUUUGCUUUGUACCAUGAAGUACAAAACUGCUCACUGAGUCCAGAUCCCCCUCUUCUCAUCAAGGUUUCUCCUGGGGGUUUUAAUUUAUUUGAUUUUUAUAUGGUUGCUUUUUGUUCUGAUUAGGWAAAAGGGGAAUAAUUUAUUUCUGGUUAUUUAAUGGGACUAAUUUUCUCUGGAUAUAGGAGAAAGGAGUGCUCUAUUCGUUGUCCUUCAUGGGGCUGCCUCAUUUCAGGAGMUCUCUGAACCCAGGGACAGCCCUGGCUGCUGCAAAAUCCCAUUUCAGCCUUCAGAGUGCUUCUCAGACUCUUCAAAAAGUGUGCUGUCCUUUGACCCUUUGUCUUGUUCUGGCCACCAGCUUGACAAAGUGGCGUUUUCCCCCUUUUCUGGGUGAGAGAAGGGAGGGAAUUUGGGUUUUAAUGGCACYAUUUUUGUGCUCAGUCCCCUCUGCUCUGGGAUUGCUCCGACCCCCUUGGCUGGGAUGCAGAACAGGCACCACCAGCCUGUGUUUUUUCCCUAAAAGCAGCUUUUUUCCAUAAAAGCUGUGCUGUUUUAGAGCUCCCAGCUCUCUGGUGCUGAAUGCAAUGCAUGACCCGUCGGAGCACAGCACAGAGAAGGAUGUUGCAGGGGGAAAUUGGGAUAUUCCAGUGAGGAAAACCUCUGGGUGGUGCAGGGGCAGGGUCCUGCCUCAGGCAGGGACAGUGCUCUGAUUCCAGGGGUUUUGGGGGGUUCUGUGAUGUUUUUAGGGCAAUGUUGCAGCUGAUGCAUGUUGGUGUCUCUGUAGUGACAGCUUUGCUCCGUGAAUAGUUCUGCUGUAGCUUUAGGGACAGGAGGCCAAAGGAAAAUAAAAAACCAGCAAAGCCCUGAGGGGCUGAGCCCUGCAGGGAGCUCUGAGGAAGCACAGAGCUGCUGAACCCUCGCUGGCUCCAUCCUGCCGUGGUCUGGGGUGGGUGGCUGCUGCUCCAGGUCACCCUCAGGCUCCUUGCCAUGGCCAGGGACACUCUGCUGCCUCAGCACCGGGGCAGAAAUCCCUCAGGUGGCAGCAGGGCUGUCACCCUGUGUCGUGUGCCAGCAGAGGCUGACCCUGGGGCUGUGACACGGUGACAAU
Malurus melanocephalus (red-backed fairy wren) is the source of this 2948-nucleotide messenger RNA. It is a transcript of the gene CACFD1, whose product is annotated as calcium channel flower domain containing 1. Gene Ontology annotation, biological process: vesicle-mediated transport. Lineage: Eukaryota; Metazoa; Chordata; Aves; Passeriformes; Maluridae. Gene Ontology annotation, cellular component: membrane. The transcript is spliced from 5 exons. The coding region runs from base 299 to 844 and encodes 181 amino acids. The record is from RefSeq and is a predicted model, not a curated record.